Messenger RNA from Entrophospora sp. SA101, 414 nucleotides. Lineage: Eukaryota; Fungi; Glomeromycota; Glomeromycetes; Entrophosporales; Entrophosporaceae. The record is from the annotation of a GenBank genome assembly.
AUGUACAAAAAAAUUACAAAUAAGAAAGGAACAACAUAUUCUGGAAAUGUUGUGUUAGGAUUUGAUAAUUUAGAAGUAACAAAUGAAUUAUUGAAGGAUGUAGAUUUUCAACCUUUCAUGGUUACUUUAGAAAAUAUAAAUAUUUUUAUUUUUGCAAUUGGUUCAGGAUGGAAUGCAAAUUGGGAUGGUGUUGGUGAAGGAUUUUGUUCAUCUUUCACAUCAAGAUUCAAAUCAGAAUCAUGUCAUUUUGUGCAAAAGAUAAUUAAAAACAAUUGCAUAAUUGAGAUCUAUAAAGGUGAUGAAUGUAUAGCAAAUUUUAGUGGAGCAACCCCAACAGAGGUUUGGAAAAAGACUGGAGUUUUAAAAAAAUACAAAGAACAUUUAUUGCUUUAUGUAAUUUCAUAUAAACAAUAG